AUGGAUUAUAGAGUUUGUUCUGUGAGAUUCAAUCUCAACGGAAUCCAAAACGAAGAAUACUUGGUCGAUAUAUCUAUAAAGCAGGUAGCUUUACUUGAUCAAGUGAAGAUAUCUAAACUGUUUCACUGUGACGGCUUGUUGCUAUGUGUUGUUAAGGACAACGCAGGGCUUUUGAGGAUUAAAGUGAGUGGAGGAGAAGGAGGGAGAAGAAAGAUUGAAGAUAGUUUACUCUGUUUUGAUUUUAUAAGUGAGAGAUUUGGACCGCGUCUGCCUCUGCCUCUGCAGUUUCACUCUUAUCGUUCACAGACUUUGACUUUGUCUUGUGUUGGAGAAGAGAAGCUUGCUGUGUUUAUUUACCUCCGGAGUAUAUCUAGUGUAUAUGAGUUUUGGGUUACGAAUAAGAUUGAUCCCAAUGCAGUGUCUUGGAGCAAGUUUUUGAGAUCGUUCCGUGGUUCUGAUGUUGUCAUUGGAGCUGGGAGGUUUUUCAUUGACGAGGAGGAGAAAGUUGCUGUGGUUUUCGAUCUUGAUUACAAAUAUAAACAGACUCGUUACCAAACAGCUCGCAUCUUUGGGGAAGGUGGAUACUACAAAUCUGCGGAUUUUGGAGAAGCUCCUAAUCUUUCAAAACCUGACAAAUCAUACAUGCUUGAAUAUGUUUGGAAGGAAUACUGUUACCCAGUUGUGUGCUCUUCUUAUGUUCCAAGCUUAGUGCAACUGCACAUCAACCAACCAGGCAAAAGGAAAAUUAGAGAUUAUUAA
Molecule: messenger RNA, 759 nt
Organism: Camelina sativa (false flax)
Lineage: Eukaryota; Viridiplantae; Streptophyta; Magnoliopsida; Brassicales; Brassicaceae
Source: RefSeq, a predicted model, not a curated record